AUGAAUGAUGCAUACAGCUGGCUAGACCUUAGCCCUGACGUGGGCGAUGGGCUGACCCAGGAAGAACCUAGCACAAUCUUCGGGACCGGAGAACAGAAGAAGGAUGAUAUCCUCGUUGGGUCCAACACCACGCCUCUGGCCACAUUCGUGGUCCACAGGUCGUUACCUUCCCAAGAGAAUGCCCUAUCACCCUGGCGACGUUUCGCCAAAUGGUGCCGGACCCACAUGUGUCGCUAUCACCAUCCCGAGGAUAUAAAGCCGGGUGUGAUCAAGAUGGAGGUUUCGGAGACCACGAGAGUGGACAUCGUUGAGAUGCCGUUUGGCUGUCGAGGUCAAGGUCGAGGUCGCGGUCGAGCAGGAAGGGCCAUGCACAACAACGCACAUCACCAAGCAGCACAAUACGAUACCUGGCACGGCUAA
Messenger RNA from Fonsecaea pedrosoi CBS 271.37, 420 nucleotides. RefSeq lists its product as uncharacterized. Bases 1 to 420 code for a protein of 139 amino acids. The transcript has a single exon. The record is from RefSeq and is a predicted model, not a curated record. Lineage: Eukaryota; Fungi; Ascomycota; Eurotiomycetes; Chaetothyriales; Herpotrichiellaceae.